AUGUCUUUUGGACGUCCUCGUGGAGGUAAUGGCAAAGGCUCACGUGGAUCUGGCGGUGGACGCGGUAAUGUAUUCAACAGAUCUGGAGGUGGUGGAUUCGGUAGAGGCGGAUCUCGUGGGGGCCGUGGUACAUUUGAUCAGGGACCACCCGAACGUGUUAUUGCAUUGGGAAACUUCAGUUAUAUAUGCCAGAAUGAUUUAAUUUGUAAAGUGGAUAUAGACGAUGUACCAUAUUUCAAUGCACCAAUAUUUCUGGAAAAUAAGGAGCAGAUCGGGAAAAUUGACGAAAUUUUCGGAACAGUUCGAGACUACUCUGUUUCCAUAAAGCUGUCUGAUAAUAUAUAUGCUAAUAGCUUUAAGCCAAAUCAAACAUUGUUCAUUGACCCUGGGAAGCUGCUGCCGAUUUCAAGAUUUCUGCCUAAGCCACCACAGAAAAAAGGUCAAAAAAAACGAGGCGGUUCUAGUGGAGGUGUAAGAGGUGGACGUGUUGGAGCCAUGGGAAACCGUGGAGGACGUGGCGGCGGUGGAUUUAGAGGUGGCUCAAUUCGUGGAGGAUUUAAUAGGGGACGUGGUGGCGGAGGGGGAGGACGUGGACGUUGGUAACAAAAAAUCAAAUGC
Drosophila navojoa is the source of this 618-nucleotide messenger RNA. RefSeq names its product Gar1 ribonucleoprotein (gene Gar1). Gene Ontology annotation, biological process: ribosome biogenesis; snoRNA guided rRNA pseudouridine synthesis. Gene Ontology annotation, cellular component: box H/ACA snoRNP complex. The record is from RefSeq and is a predicted model, not a curated record. Lineage: Eukaryota; Metazoa; Arthropoda; Insecta; Diptera; Drosophilidae. Gene Ontology annotation, molecular function: box H/ACA snoRNA binding.